AUGGCAAGUGGGACGGCUGCGGAGCAAAACUGCACGUACUACGAUGUUGUUAAAUACCUGAAUUUCCCUUCUUACAAUAAACACCUCCUCUAUACAAUACCCAAGAAGAACUGGGAAGAUCCCCUGGAACUGAAGAUGGAUUUUUCCCUGGUUUCCAUUCUCGCGGUGAGGUGGAAGAAUGCCUUGGUGACCUGGAAACCCCAGGAUUUCUGCGGCAUCUCCAAAAUCAUUCUGCCAGAGGAUACGUUCUGGUCCCCACAUAUCUUCAUUUUUGAACAAGUGGAUAAAGAGAAAUCAAGCAUCAUACCCUAUCUAUCCAUCACUCACAACGGGAUUGUUAGGACCAGGCAGCCCCACCAGGUCACGAUAACGUGCAGCUUGAAAAUCCACAAAUUCCCAUUUGAUGCUCAGACCUGCAACAUCAGCAUAACCACAUUCAUGUACACAGUAAGAGACAUUAUAAUCAACCCCGGUCAGACGGAGGAGGACCUAAAUAGUAAGAGCCAGCUUUAUUUCCAGACCGACGGAGAAUGGAAGCCUCUGAACAUAAAGAUAAGAGAACACAAAGUCAUCGAGCGGGAAGAGACGUUUGGUGUGAUCGUUUAUGAGAUAUUCAUGCAGCGACAACCCCUUUACUACGUUGUGAACCUGAUCCUCCCUACGUGCAUGCUGUACCUGUUGGAUAUGGCUCUCCUUUUCGGGCCCAGUUCUCACGGAGAAAAGAUCGGCUUCCAGAUCUCACUCAUCCUGGGGAUUUCCAUGUUAGCUGUGAUUCUUAAUGACAUUCUUCCAACUUCUUCCGAGAGCCUGCCCAUAAUAGGUACCUGUUUUUAA
Molecule: messenger RNA, 834 nt
Organism: Gavialis gangeticus (Gharial)
Lineage: Eukaryota; Metazoa; Chordata; Crocodylia; Gavialidae
Product: 5-hydroxytryptamine receptor 3A-like
Exons: 6
Coding region: 1-834 (277 amino acids)
Biological process (GO): monoatomic ion transmembrane transport; nervous system process; chemical synaptic transmission
Cellular component (GO): membrane; synapse; neuron projection
Molecular function (GO): extracellular ligand-gated monoatomic ion channel activity; transmembrane signaling receptor activity; neurotransmitter receptor activity
Source: RefSeq, a predicted model, not a curated record